Phyllotreta striolata is the source of this 442-nucleotide messenger RNA. NCBI's taxonomy places the organism in Eukaryota, Metazoa, Arthropoda, Insecta, Coleoptera, Chrysomelidae. The record is from the annotation of a GenBank genome assembly.
CUGAUUCAUGUUUUGUUUACAAUUGCAUUUCGUUGUAAUUUAUUAUUAAAAACAGCUAUGGUGGAAGAAGGUACGAACGCCAGCAGUAACGUAAAGAUAAAAGCGGCGAAUAAUCGCCCCAAAUCCGUGUACUCCUGGAACGUAUUGGACGUGCAAAAGUGGCUGCGAAGGCACUGCAGCGAUUACUAUCAAUUGUACGUGGAGAAUUUCACGCAACACGACAUCACCGGCAGGUCUUUGUUGAGGAUCAACGACAAUUCGUUGCUCAGAUUGGGCAUUACGAACGAUGUGCAUCGGGAGGCCAUUUGGAGGCAAAUCCUGAAGCUCAGACUGAAGACCGAUAUCGUGGAAAUUAGGGAUUUGCAGCGGAGGAAUAUGAAUGUAUAUUAUGACAAUUCGAUAGUUUGAAAAUUUAGCUAUAAUUUUGUACAUACUUUGUAUU